CAACGUAAACGCAAGGCAGCAGCAAGCUGUGUGCUGCUGAUGCAUGAUCCAUCUUCACUCUGCCAGCAAACAAAUAUGCGUUUUCAAAACUUGCGUAAUUUUUUUUUUGUCCUUUUUUGAAUCACAAUGCCACGAAGAAAAAGAAGAAGUUUCAUUCCCAGAAAUUUAGAAAUGAAAUGAAUCACCUCUUUCUCUCUCUCUCUCUAUACAAGGAAGGAAGAGCGCAUGAUUAAAGAACCCACCUUCCCAAUCCAACGUGUCACUUAUUCAUUGGUUCAUUCCCUCUCGUCGGGAUUCAUACCAACACACCAAUAAACACUACCAGUCACUCUCACUCCUCUCACUUUCUCUCUCUUCUUUUUUUGUUUUCUCUUUCUUCUCAAUUUUGUGUUUUUCUCUUCCUACAAUUCCCCCAUUUUCUCCGCUAUCUUUUCACCUUUACUCAUGAAAUUCGCACAUUCGUAACAAGCAAUGCACGAUCUUCAUUAAGAUUAUUUCAAUUUUCAGAAUUAGACAAAAUGAUUGAAGCAAUGGAAAGUUCAGUUAACGGUGGUGGUGGUUUCGCGACUCAUUUGCAAAGCUUUGGUGGUGGUGGUGGUGAUAGUAGUGAAGAGGAACUGUCUGUGUUACCUCGUCAUACUAAGGUUGUUGUUACUGGAAAUAACCGUACAAAAUCGGUUCUUGUUGGUCUUCAAGGUGUUGUUAAGAAAGCUGUUGGAUUAGGUGGUUGGCAUUGGCUGGUUCUUACUAAUGGAAUUGAAGUGAAGCUGCAAAGGAAUGCUCUUAGUGUGAUUGAAGCACCCACUGGCAACGAAGAAGAUGAUGACCUUGAAUUUGAUAACGUGCAAUGGAAUGGAUCAGAUAUGGCAUCAGACGAUACACACAAGUCUCACAAAUCGAGGCACAGAAUGCAUAGAUCAUUGGGAUCAUGUCACAAGACCAUGAGUAGGUCCUUCUCUGGUGAUUCACAGUCUAAGGGGUCCGUUACUAUGCCUCAUGGGUCCACGAAAGUUGACUUGAGCAAACUUGAAAUGGCUGCAUUGUGGAGAUAUUGGAGACAUUUUAAUCUUGUGGAUGUCGUCCCAAACCCAUCAAAGGAGCAGCUAGUAGAUGUUGUUCAGAGGCAUUUCAUGUCCCAGCUGCAAAUGGACGAGUUGCAGGUCAUUAAGGGAUUUGUCAAUGCUGCAAAGAGGAUCAAGACUGUGUGCAAAUGAGAUUGGAAUAACGCAAUGUUAAAUAGUAUUGUCUAUGCUAACAUAGAUAAUGUAUUUAGUGUUCACCUCCCUUCGUACGUACUAUGUUACAUAUUAAUCGGGAAUUUGCAUAUUUCUGAUAUAGUAGUAGGUUAAUAGUUUAAGGUUAUAGAGGUACUAAUUACUCUUUCAUGGCCACCCAGUUAUUAUGUAGAUAUAUGUGACCUUGAAACUGGUCGUAAGGGAAGUCUCCAAGGCUUUCUUUUCGAAGUUCGAUUCGAUGUAUUGCUGACCUGCUGGGAAGUGAGCUUUUAGAGACCUUAAUGUAUAUAUUAGUAAUUAGUAGUAAUAUAUUAGUUUCUCUUCACUUUGAUUCUUCAUA
Messenger RNA from Medicago truncatula (barrel medic), 1575 nucleotides. RefSeq lists its product as uncharacterized. Gene Ontology annotation, biological process: regulation of DNA-templated transcription. Bases 519 to 1214 code for a protein of 231 amino acids. The record is from RefSeq and is a predicted model, not a curated record. Lineage: Eukaryota; Viridiplantae; Streptophyta; Magnoliopsida; Fabales; Fabaceae. The transcript is spliced from 6 exons. Gene Ontology annotation, cellular component: histone deacetylase complex. Gene Ontology annotation, molecular function: transcription coregulator activity; protein binding.